Molecule: messenger RNA, 7200 nt
Organism: Bacillus rossius redtenbacheri
Lineage: Eukaryota; Metazoa; Arthropoda; Insecta; Phasmatodea; Bacillidae
Product: secretion-regulating guanine nucleotide exchange factor
Exons: 6
Coding region: 274-1389 (371 amino acids)
Cellular component (GO): cytoplasm
Molecular function (GO): guanyl-nucleotide exchange factor activity
Source: RefSeq, a predicted model, not a curated record
UAUUCGGGUCUGUGCAAUAUAGAAUGUACAUCAUUGGUUUCCCUUUAAAAUCCGCAUGCCGAGACAACAAAAGAAAAGCUGAAAACAAAACCGAAGAAGCACAAACGCGGAUUUGGGCGUGUGGCUCGCAUCCUUGUAAAAUUAAGUCUGGGUUGCGACUGCAAAUAUUUCUGAUCACUUGAAGCAGCGGCGAAGUUACGUUAGGUAAUCUUCAGUACGUAUUUAUUCUCAGUUUGAACCGGAAUGCAUUAUGCUAUUGACCUAUUGUAAAUAAUGAAGCUGUUUUCUUGGGGGGCAAACAGCCACGGCCAGCUGGGCUUGGCAGUAGACUCUGAGCAGUGCGUCCUGCCUCGUGAGGUUCAUGGCCUGGAAGCGGAGCAGGUGGACCAGGUAGUGGGGGGUGGUGGGCACACCCUGGUCCUCACCAGGCGCGGCCAUGUGUUAAGCUGCGGCUGGAAUGCCGCCGGGCAGCUGGGAUGCGGGCACUGCCAAGACCUGAAUGUGUGUUCGCCAGUGGCAGUGAUGGAUGUGCAUGCACCCAGGAUGGUGGCGUGUGGCUGGGACUGGAGCGCAGCUGUCACUGCGAGAGGACAUCUGCUCACGUGGGGCUCCAACGCUUACUGCCAGCUUGGCGUGCAGUCCGAGAGCACACGCGUGAACCGGCCGCAGCUCGUGCCUGGCACGCCCUCGCUGAGGCACGUGGCGUGCGGCUUGCGGCACAUGGCAGCGGUGACGGAGGACGGCCGAGUGUUGGUGUGGGGCAGCAGUCGGCACGAGGCCCUGGGCAUCGUAGACGCUCACGGACUGCCCGCGCGGCGCCUCGCCUCCCCCACUGAAGUGCCUGGCCUGGAAGGAGCGGUGAGGGUGGCGUGCGGCCAGCACCACACGGCUGCCCUGACCAGCGACGGCAGAGUGUACGUGUGGGGAGACAACCGCCACGGUCAGCUGGGGUUGGACCCGUCUCUUCACCGCUCUGUGGCUGUUCCACUGCAGCUCGACCUGUCUGCGCACCCUCGUAUCAGUGCACGCAGCCUGCUGCUCUCGGGGUCCACGCACUCUGCUGUGGUCACAGACGAUGGUAGCGUAGUGAACUGGGGCAGGAACUGCUACGGACAGUUGGGGUUCCUUCAGCAGGACAGACCGGAGCCCUGGAAGCCUCAGGUGUUGCAUGACCUGGGCCGAGUGAGUCAGCUGGCAGUGGGUUCCGAGCACAACGUUGCACUUCUUGAGUCAGGCAGGAUCAUGAGCUGGGGCUGGAACGAGCACGGCAACUGUGGCACCGGCACGGUGGACGUGUGGCGGCCGCGGCUUGUGUCUCCAGACCGUCUCAAGGAUGUCGUGUGCAUUGGCUCCGGCUACGGACAUAGCUUUGCCAUGGCUAGCAGCUGACGUGCGUGCGACACCUCAGUGUCUGACUGUUCAUGUGUAGACUGACUGUGACAGCAAUAAGUGGUAAGAAUUGAGUGUGUUUGAGGUGUACUUUGUGACGUUGUUCUAUGACUAUCAGUAGCAAGCUUAGAAUUCGGAAGUUCUCAACCUGACAGUUGUGCCUCUCCUGACUUUCUACACAUUAUUUGUCGCACAUUUUGUGUGUUAAGCUUUUUCUUUGACCAAAGAGAGAGAGAGUGAGUCAUAUUGUGAAAUGCAUGACUGUGGAUAUAAAUUAAUACACAGUUUGUUUGGAAAAUAUCUUUGCUCAUAACACUUGAAACAUUGCAUUACCUCUACCACCUUUAUAUAAUGUGAAAGAACUGUUUCCACUAUUUAGGUAUUCUUGAGAUUUCAUAAGUUCCAGAGGAUUAUUUAGUUGGAAACACUUCAUAUUCAUGGUAAUGCAUAUUAAUAAUAAUAUUUUUGCAUUAGGUAAUAUAAUAAAGUAUUAAUGAUUAAUGAUGGGUUUUUUACCGUAUUUUCUCGCAAAAUCGUUGCACAUUUUAUUCUAAAAUCAAGUUUGAAAAGUAGGGGUGCGACGAUUAUGUGGAAAAAAAUUUGUUUGUUAGAUAAAAUUAUUCAUAAAAACAAAACCCAUUCAUGGAAAGUACGUUUAUUUAAAAAGUGAAGUAUAAAAGAACACGCCAAACAAUUUAAAUUAAUAAGUCAUGCAACAAAAACCUUUUAACUUUAAAUAGAAAAACAAAAUCUCUGAUCCAAGUGCAAGCAGAACGAACGCGUAACUACCGCCGUAGUACUCACCACGAAAGAGUGCAGGCCAUCAGAUGUAGUUAACUAGGCACUCAACAGAGAGCGUGCAUUGCAUGCACUUGGCGAGACAGCGAUAUUCUGCUACAUGUGCGCGCUCUAUACGAUAAGCAACAUAACCAAACAUUAAUGAUUGCAAUGAGCGCUGGCUAAAUUUUUGUAAGUGGUACACUGUGGUGAUGCAGAGACAAACAGGUGAAGGUUAUAACGUUUAAAAAGUCUUUAAAAGAAAAUUUACACGUCAGACAACUUAGUAUUUCCUUUAAUUAAAUAAGUAAGAGGUAAUGUCCAAAUAAAUAUUAGAUUUAUAUUUUAAAAUACAUCAUUUUAUACAGAAAAAAAAACCCACACAAAGCGUUUGGAACCUAAUAGUGGGACCAAAAACAUCAUGCGACAUUUACGCGAGAGGUUUUUUUUUUAAAUCCAAAUUUUGACGCCCUUAAAUAUGGGUGCGAUGAUUACGUGAUAAAAGAGGGUAUAUAAUUUUUAAAAAAGCCAUUUAAAGGUUUUUUCUUUUUGCUUAUUUUGGUCUGGUUGUGUCUAAGUUUAGUUACAUAUUCACCAAGUUUUUAUGUAUUUGCAGUGUUUUCAGAGCACGAUUAACCUCCAAUGCACCUUAAGUUAUGCCACCAGACACCUUCGUUAUUCUUUUCAUUGCAUGCUAUUUCCAGCCAAUCAGAGGCCUUUUCUUCUAAUCCCUAAGCCUCCGGGCCUCUGGUCCAAGUUAAUUACAUGCAGCCCUACAGAUGGUGAGAUUCGUCCUGUCGUCACCGUGGUCGCAUCUCUCCGGAGCUCAUUGCCUGUGACUUUAUUCGCAACUAAAUUAAGGGAUGUGCUCCCCAAGUUUUUUUUUUUUUUUUUUUAAUUUCUAGUUGGAUAGUUGCCAUUAGUUCAGUCGGGUAGCAGUUUCGUACCAUGUCUCACGCCGGGCUACAGCCUCUUCACUCAUCCCCCAGGCUGGCAAGUAGAAAAUUCAAUGCUGUUUUGGCUAUAGUUGCCACUCCUUGAUUCUUGUUGCUUUGAUACUUUGAUAUUUAUUUUCUGUUCUUGACCACUGGAUCCCUUUUUUUUUGUUCCAGUGGGGGUCCAAGAUUUAAUGUAAGAUUUGGCCCAAGAUUUAGUGCAAGAAUUAAUUCAAGAUGGGCUUGAGCCAGAGAAAACCCUGUGCUCUUGCACCUUUCCCUGAAGUCUAAUAAAUUUAUGCCUGUCCUGGAAUGAAUGCUGCUAGUAUGCAUCCCGCUUCUAGUCACCGCCAGUGAACACUGUUUGGGGCUAACAAAUGUUUCAAGUUCUGAAUUAAAUUAAUUCAUUUUUUUCUUCGUGAAAACAUGAUUGUUAAAUUUAUAAUCUAUUUGUAAUUGAUUAUUCCUAACGGCUGGGGCCCUCCCAUUAAUUCUGAUCGUUGUAAUUUCGUAAUUUCUUAAGAUUAUCAAACAAAAGAAAAUAAUGGAAAUCAUAAUUAACUAUAAAAACUAGGGAUGGAAUUUUCGAAUCUUGGAUUCGUCGAAUAUACCGAAUCCUAUGGAUUCGAGGAUUCGUAGGAUCCGAGGUGGGAUUCGAGGUGGGUUUUUAAGAGUUUUAGGUAGUAAUUGAAAAUUGCAGUGCUGGGCGAAGUUCGAAAAUUUCGAACUGAACCGAACCAUACGUUCGGUUCUGUUCGAAACCUCUUAAAAUAUAUUCAAAAAACUGAACGUUCGUUUAAAAAAAAUUACGUUUUUCUAAUUUUCUAACCCUCAUUUGAGACCAUUCACAAAACAGCACAACAAAAUUCCAUUACUUGUAAUAUUCCGACUUUUAUUGCAUAAUCGUCGCCUCAACAGUUUCAAGCGCAGACAAAAUAAAAAAAAUUAUUAAUCGUCGCAUAACUCGCAAAGCAUUUUUUCAUACAGGCGCGCUUUGUUUUUUGUUUACUUUAGAGAAUUUUGUAUGCAUUUCUCGUACUAAGUAAUAUAAACUAUUGUACAAAUGCCAAAGGUAUUGUAUAUCAUACCUUAACUAUAGUGCAUGUACGAGAAGUAUUGUAAAAUCACCAAAGAUUGCGUACCCUAUACGUUAAACUAAAGCCCAUGUACGAGAACUCUCGUAUUUCGGCAAAACUAACGUGAUCAAGUUAACACAAGACAAAUGCGGUAGGAAAUAAUUAUGUAAAUUACGUAUUUUAAAUUACUGGGAUGUAUUUAUUUUCUUUGGCCUUUUUAGUUAUAACAGUCAGGUACUGAAAAUAUUAAUUUAAUUUGUGUAUUAAAAGUACUGGUCCAGUAAAUUUUACAGUACGGUACUAAGUUGACUAGCGUAGUUGCAGCAGCCAUCAUUAUUUCUCGUGUUUUCUUUUUUCCGACACAAAUUUCUAGAGAUGGACGAGUUGAGGUUUUUUGGCUUCGAGUCGUGCCGAGCCGAGUUUUGCAAUUCAUAUUUCGAGUCGAGUCGAGUUCGAGUCACAAAUUUUUUGAAGAGGUCUAGUCAGUUCGAGUUUCAUAAUUUUAUAAUUGUUUGCGUCGAAUAUGAUAAAUAAAUAUUACUACGCCCAUUGAUAUAAAAAUUGUGUAUCCAAGAUGCAUCUGCAUUAUUUAAAUAUUUUAAAUGAUUAAUUCAAAUCAUUAUGUUAUUUAAAUAUAAAAAACUAAGAUUUAUUUCAACAUGAUUUCACAGUAUCUUUAAUGUAGCUAUCCUAACCAUAUCAACCGUCCACAAUGUUUUAAAGUAUUUAUAAUGUAGCUAACCUAACCUAAUUGACCAUAGUUAUCAUGAGUUGUCCAAAAUAAACAUUCACGGACACACUGCAAAUGAAAAAUAUGGCGGCGUACAAAUAAAUACCGUUGCCUUGUUUAUGGUAUUUGCUUUUAUCAACACCGCCAUAUUUAUUUACAAUGAACCAAAAAAAAAAAACGAAGAUGUACGAUCGGGAGUUUGGCUCUUUCGUCUGUGAAAAGAAGGCUUCCCGAGUUAUGUAACUUUUUUUUUCCGAUCCACCGGCAGAUCCCCACAUGAACAAACAGCUCAAGGGAUAUAGGCCUUGUCACAUUGUCACAUUCUCAAUGUAAAUACACUUUCCGCGGCAAGAUUAUUCGCCCGGAACUUGUUACAACUACAAGAAUAUCAAUAUGUUUAUAAAUAAAUAUUUCAUGCAUUUGAUUUGGCGAUCAGUAACUGAUUGCCUAAUAAAAUGCAUGAGCGUUGUUAUUAUUAUAUUUUAUUCAAACAAAAAGAAAGUAAUUUUAUCCUAAACGUUAUUGACACUCAGCGCUGCGUAGCGGAGCACAGCUAAAUUUAGUUCCAAAAUGCAAGGCUGGCUGGCCUAACACGCAGCCAUUUUCACGUUUCACCGCUUGGUGUUAUUUACUAAAUAUUAUAAUAUAAUUAUUUUGUGUUUAUAUUUUUAGGUUACUUGUUUAUACGAGUUAUUAUAAACGGGGCACGAUAAACGUGAUGAUUAUUAAUAUAUGUGCGUUUUGCAACAAAUUUUUCUUCAGUGAAAAUCCUUUGACGUAUUUUGUAAACAAAUGCGGUACCGUAUUUGAAGUAAACACAGGAUGAAAAACAAAAUGAAAACAGUGCACGCUGUUUUCCAAGCAUUUUUUUUUUAUAUAAAAUGGUCAUGUGACAUAAUUUUGUCCUAUAAACUGUCGCCACUAUCGACAAAAUCACGUUACGACGUCACGUUCAUAAAUGAAGGUAGGCCUAGGUUUGGUUGCACUUGUACCUAUUAUAGCGCCGUAGCACGGUAGCGGGCAAGGUUGGGUUAGCACGGGAUUUGUUUUGUUUAAAGGUCAUUAUCAUUUCUUCCUGUAUUAAUGACUUGGCGAAAACGUUAAGACAACCUAUAAUAAAGUGCUAUAAUGUCACGAUGCUGGUACUUAACUCGAAACGUGUUUCGAGUCUCGAACUUGAUUAAAUAUGUGAUUCGGUUUUCGAGUCGAGUCAAUCUGACCCAACUCGGCUCGGCUCGACUCGAUAAACCAAGACUCGACCCAUCUCUACAAAUUUCUAUAACCACACUUCUUACGUUACGUUUACAAUAUUAUUGUUCUUGAGGUAAUUUUGCGAUGAGCAGGCUUACGUCGUUUUCCAAAUGGAGAAAAGAUAAUGACGACCCAGAUGUCCCAGAACCACCCCAAAAAAUGUCUAAAGUUUCUUCUGACGAGCAGCAUUCUUCCAAGUAAACAGCAACUGCAGUCAGCAGGUUUUGUAAUGUAGAUAGGUAACUUAAUUCACAUUCGACUUUUUUUUAAUGUCCUAUUAAAAAGUUUUAAUUGUUAAAAAUGUUAGGUUAUGUCUAUCACAAAAAUAUGUUAUGUGACCUUAUGCUGAAUGUUCUAUAAUGUUAUAUUUUUUUAAAAUGAAGGUUAGUGUACACUGAAAAAGGAAGAUAGUUUUUUUUGAAAUUUAGAUGAAACUUCUUCAUGAAUUAAAAGUUGGGAGGUAUAUAUAUAUAAGCUAAGCUAUAUAAUGUUUUAAUUUUACAUAUGGCUGGAGAACCUUUCUUUCUCACCACUCAGUUAAAGACCAAAAUGCUGGUCAUUGGUUCAUUUUAAUUCAAAACAAUUAUUUCUGUAUGAGGUUCGGUAUGAAUUUUUUUUCGCUAUGGUUCGAUUCAGUUAGGUUUGGUUCGAAACCAGAGAACUGAGGUUCAUCCAGCUCCAGAAACUUGUAUACCAACUAUAUUAUAAAGGUAACGGAAAUAGCACAAACAUAAUAUAAACUACGCUGCAUUUUGUCAAUUGGCAUAACUACUCGAUCAUUUCCAACCUUCAAUAAUUUAACAUCGCAGAAAAAAACGUAACUUUUUUAAAAUGGUGUCUGUUAUACAAACGGGUUUUAUUGAAAACACAGGAAGGAUUAAUUUAACAGAGAAUUAGACAGAUGCAAACUUACGUGUGUGGUUUUUGAGGUUAGGUAUGUGUCUUUAUUUUGUAUCAGGUGUAUACACUAUGCACUUAUUUUAUAAUUUUAUAAAUACACUGUAAUUUUUUUUAAUACAUAGGCCUAUGUAAUUUUUUAAAA